Messenger RNA from Pieris rapae (cabbage white), 2714 nucleotides. It is a transcript of the gene Strip, whose product is annotated as striatin-interacting protein 1 homolog. Bases 148 to 2628 code for a protein of 826 amino acids. The transcript has a single exon. The record is from RefSeq and is a predicted model, not a curated record. Lineage: Eukaryota; Metazoa; Arthropoda; Insecta; Lepidoptera; Pieridae. Gene Ontology annotation, cellular component: cytosol. Gene Ontology annotation, biological process: cytoskeleton organization.
UGGCAACACUACAUAUGGACAUUGUGUAGAAAAUUGAUUUUGUUGUGAUGAUAUUAAAUCGUAGUUUUUAUAUUUGACUAUCUAUUAAUUAUAAAUAUUGUUAUCGCCUGCAACAUAUAAUGUGGAUAUUUAAAAAUAUUAAUUAAAAUGGGUACUAACGGUAACGGAAGGAGUGGUGGCGCAAAAAUGAACAUGGAAGAAGGCGAUUGUAACAAUGAUAUGGACAGCCCCGAGUUAGAUUUUAUUUAUGAUGACUGCGAUUCACAAAAUAAUGAAAUUGCUGAACUGUAUAGUUAUACAGAACAUCCGGAAUUUCAACUAAAUGUCAAAGCUUUCGAAGAAGUCAUGGAAGAAUUCAGCUUUCCACCCAGUUGGCAGCGAUUAUCUGAAUCUCAUAGGCGUGCCGUAGUUAUGAAACUCCUAGAAUACUUAGACAUAGUAAUUAGUGAAAUACGAACACGAGCUGCUCGGUGUAUUUUGUAUCUAGCACAAGGUUGUUGGGCCGAAAUGCAAUCAGAUACUGAACAGGCUCUUUGGGCGCGCAGAAACAUUUUCUUACUGUAUGAAAUGGGUAUAUUUCCAGCAUUUGUGGAAUUGCUGCAACUCGAGAUAACAAAAAGCCAAACCUCCACUAUUUCAUCUAGAAAGCUAGCUGAAUCUUUAGCUGAUUCAACUGAUUUAAGAGUAAUUCUCUCAGUCUUGUAUCUUAUCACUGAACACAUGAGAACUGAAAAAGAUAAUGCAAAUUCUGAGUAUGUCCAUCUAGUAAAACUAUUUAAAGAGGAAUUAGGAACACACUAUGGUGAAGAUUUGUUGCCAGUUCAACUAUUAAAUAUGAUCACUCAGCUUUGUGCUGGAUCAUCUCCAAAUUUUCCAAUGAAAAAGGUUUUACUGUUACUGUGGAAAAUAUUAUUGGUAUAUUUGGGGGGCAUUAAAGAGCUUAAAGUAAAGAAAACCAAAUUACGUGUAAAAUAUGGCUUACCUCUAAUUGCUGAAGAUACAUUAGAAGUUGUUAAAGGCAUGAGAGCCAGUUCUCCACCUCCAAGUGCUGUUGAUAUUCUUGAAAAUCAGAAUCCAGUUCAAAGAAAGAAAAUUAUGUUAAAGGAAAGUGAAAGAGCUAUAAGGCGGCAAACAUUUAUGAAACAAACUUCUAUGGAUGAAUCUGAUGAGCAACUAUAUGUUGAUAAAGAAGAUACGGGUAAUGGUUCUGAGGACUAUUCUAUGGAGUUUCAGUCUAUGUCUAAUGAUGGAUCACAAAAUUCAAAUCAAAAUUGUCCAUAUUACAUGUACUUUAAGCAGUUAGACAGUCCCCCUCCUCCACCACCCCCUAAAAGUCUACCUUGGCAGUCCAAAGUCCGCCAGAAGGAUAUUGAUAAUUUUCUCCAUAAUGUGAGAAUUAAGUUUAUUGGGUAUUCUCUACCCGGUGAUAGGCAGACUAUUGCAGGCCUGCCAAACCCUAUUCACGAAGGAUUAGAGGUAUUAAAAAAACACAUUUAUACUAGUAUUUCCGAAAUUCAAGUUGAACGAGAAAUAGAAAUUUCUCGCAGUCCACUCACCAAAGGUGAGAAAGAUAUUGAAGAGACUGAGGCAGAACUUUUAUAUAGGGAAAUGUUACCCAAUCUACCCCAGUACAUGAUAGCACUUUUAAAAAUAUUGUUAGCUGCUGCUCCAACGUCCACAGCAAAAACCUAUUCAAUGAACAUUAUGGCUGACUUAUUACCUGAAGAGAUGCCUAUGACUGUACUUCAGUCACUGAAAUUAGGAAUAGAUGUUAACAGGCACAAAGAAAUCAUAGUCAAGGCAGUGACUGCUAUCCUCCUGUUACUUUUAAAACAUUUUAAACAAAAUCAUAUUUACCAAUUUGAAUACAUGUCUCAACAUUUGGUUUUUGCCAACUGUAUGCCCCUAGUUCUAAAAUUUUUUAAUCAGAACAUUUUGUCCUAUGUUGGGGCAAAAAACACCAUACCUAUAUUUGACUUCCCUGCUUGUGUUAUUGGGGAACAACCAGAACUGACUAAAGAGUGUUUAGACAUUGGUGAAACAUCUGUCCCCUACUCCUGGAGAAAUGUAUUUUCAUGUAUAAAUCUUUUAAGAAUAUUGAAUAAAUUAACUAAAUGGAAAAAUGCAAGAAUAAUGAUGCUAGUUGUUUUUAAAAGUGCUCCAAUUUUAAAACGCACUCUUAAAGUAAGGCAUGCAUUGAUGCAGUUCUAUGUUUUAAAGCUUUUAAAAAUGCAAACAAAAUAUUUGGGAAGACAGUGGAGAAAAACGAACAUGAAAACAAUAAGUGCUAUAUAUUCUAAGGUCCGACAUAGACUAAAUGAUGAUUGGGCCUAUGGGAAUGAUGUAGAUGCUAGGCCAUGGGACUUUCAGGACGAAGAAUGUACCCUGAGAGCUUGUGUUGAGAAUUUUAAUAGGAGGCGUUACAUAACUGGACCUAUAACUAGUGUGAGAAAGUAUAUAGAUACUGAAUGGGCACCUGUUGACACAAAUAUAAAUGAUGUGCUUGAUAUAAAUAUUGAGCUUGAUGAAGAAUUUAAGGAAAAUUAUGAAAUAUGGCUAGAGAGAGAAGUGUAUCAUAAUGAAUCAUUUGAAAGUCGAUUGUUUGCGAAUGGAAGCAAAACAAUGUAAGGCUUCUACAUUUGAAACAAAUUUUCAACUUCUUGAUUAUGUUAAAAAUCUCUUUGAAACUCGUUUUGUAAAAUAUUUUUUAUGGA